AUGAAGGCCACUUUCGUUCUCUCUGCCAUCCUCGGCCUGGUUUCCUCAGCUUCGGCGCAUUACACCUUCGACAAACUCGUGAUCAACGGUGCUCAGCAGGGCGGUGACAAUACCUACAUUCGCAAGCACCAGAACAGCUACAUGCCCACCAAGUUCAAGAACAUCCCGUCCGGUUCCAUCUCGCCCACCGUUGCCGACUUCAGCUGCAAUAAGGGCGCCACCUCGGCCGCAAAGGUCUUCACCGUCAAGGCCGGCGACAAGGUCGGCCUCAAGCAGGCCUUUGGCGGCACCGGCAUGAUUCACCCCGGUCCCACCCAGGUCUACAUGAGCCCCGUCAGCAAUGCCGUCUCCGACAAGGGCACCGGCACCUGGUACAAGGUCUCCCAGUCCCUGCUGUGCAAGGCCGGCAGCGCCGAGUCCCUCCGCACCUCCGCCUGGUGCAGCUACGGCGAGGACAAUGUCCACUUCACCGUCCCCUCAACCAUCCCCAACGGCCAGUACCUCGUCCGCGGUGAGCACAUUGCUCUCCACGGUGCCCACAACGGUGAAGCCGAGUUCUACUACGCCUGCGCUCAGCUCGAGGUCACUGGAAACUCGGCGACCAGCAUGCCCGGCACUGGUGUCAAGAUUCCCGGUGUCUACAAGCAGACGGAUGCGGCGGUGAACUUCAGCCUUUGGGGCAGCUCCACGUCCUACAACACUAUUCCCGGACCCGACGUCAUCCCCGGCGGCACAACCCGCGGCAGCGCCAACGGAUCUUCCGGCGACAAGUCCAUCACAGUCGCUGGAGGAAGCCCCGUUUCAUCUGCUGUUGACGCCAAGGCUGAUUGCUAA
Colletotrichum orchidophilum is the source of this 834-nucleotide messenger RNA. Its product is annotated as fungal cellulose binding domain-containing protein. The record is from RefSeq and is a predicted model, not a curated record. Bases 1 to 834 code for a protein of 277 amino acids. NCBI's taxonomy places the organism in Eukaryota, Fungi, Ascomycota, Sordariomycetes, Glomerellales, Glomerellaceae. The transcript has a single exon.